UCGAAAAAAGGAUUUCUGUGCAUUUUAAUGGAGGCGCGUGCCUUGGAUCGUGUGUGCCUCUUGAGGAAAUGGACCAUUAAAUACAAGCAACAAAAUUAAAGGAAUUUUAAAUUUAAAAAAGUGCAACACUGGCCUUCUCCAUUAAAAAGUGUAAAUGAACAAAAAAGGAAGAAGCACCAAAAAGUUGCCAUAAAAACUGACACCGCAGUUGUCGCGAAAGGGAAACAAAAUCGUAGUGGUCGUCAAGGAUAACCAGCUGACAUGCCACAUAAAUUGGAAUACUAAGCAUUCGCGAAAGAUUCGUAUCGAACCCAUUUCGUGGUUAUAUUUAUAGCUUCAGCUGCAUUUAAAGAGAUUGCUAACACAACACUGUGCUUAACUGGGCAUUAAAUCGGGUCAAAAUGAACCAACCGACGGCAGCCAAUUCACAUUGGCUGGCCGCUUUGCUGUCGUCGUUGCUGCUUUUAAAUGUACUACAAAUAAUCGGAGCCGAUGAGGCGUUCUCGUGUCCAAAUGGCUGGGAACUGCGCGGCUUAAAUUGUUACAAAUACUUCAAUAUAAAGCACUCGUGGGAUAAAAGCGCCGAGCUGUGUCGAAGAUAUGGCGCCGAACUGGUGGCCAUCGACAGCUUUGCGGAGAACAACGAGACCCUGGCCAUUGCCCGGGCCAGCGAUCCCAACCAGAGGGCCUCGGACAAGUACUGGCUGGGCCUGGCCUCCCUGGACGACCUGCGCACCAACACCCUGGAGUCCGCCUCCGGAGCGCUGAUCUCGCAGUACUCCGGCUACUGGUCGCUGCAUCAGCCGAACGCCGAGUCCGGGGAGUGUGUGGCGGCAGGAUUCGCAGGCAAGUCGCAGAGCUGGGACCUGGGCACCUGCGAGUCCCUGCUCCCGUUCAUGUGCCGGGCCCAGGCCUGCCCCCAAGGAGCCCUCCACUGCGCCAACGGCAAGUGCAUCAACCAGGCCUUCAAGUGCGACGGCAGCGACGACUGCGGCGACGGCACCGACGAGCUGGACUGUCCGGCCCAGUGCCACUACCACAUGCAGUCCGGCGGCGACGUGAUCGAGACGCCCAACUACCCGCACAAGUACGGGGCGCUGAGCAAGUGCAAGUGGACGCUGGAGGGACCGCUGGGCAGCAACAUCAUCCUGCAGUUCCAGGACUUCGAGACGGAGAAGACCUUCGACACCGUGCAGGUGCUGGUGGGCGGCCGCACCGAGGACAAGUCCGUGUCGCUGGCCACGCUCAGUGGCAAGCAGGACCUGACCACGCAGCCCUUCGUGUCCGCCUCCAACUUCAUGAUCGUCAAGUUCACCACGGACGGCAGUGUGGAGCGCAAGGGCUUCAGGGCCACCUGGAAGACGGAGGCCAAGAACUGCGGUGGCACUCUGAAGGCCACGCUGCAGCGCCAGAUCCUGACCAGCCCCAACUACCCGAAGCAGUAUCCCGGCGGCCUGGAGUGCCUCUAUGUGAUUAAGGCCCAGCCGGGUCGCAUCAUCUCCAUCGAAGUGGACGACCUGGAUGUCUCCGAGGGACGCGACUAUCUGAUGAUCCGCGACGGGGACUCGCCCAUGAGUCGCACCAUUGCCAAGCUGACCGGAAAGACGGCCCAGAACAAUAGGGUCAUCAUCUCCACCGGCAACGCCCUGUACCUGUACUUCAAGUCCAGCUUGGGUGAGGCCGGCAAGGGCUUUAGUCUGCGCUACAUCCAGGGCUGCAAGGCGACGAUCACUGCCAGAAAUGGGACGGUCACCUCACCAGCCUUUGGACUGGCCGACUACCCAAAGAACCAGGAGUGCUACUUCACCAUCCGCAACAACGCCCGUGCUCCGCUCUCCCUCAAGUUCGACAAGUUCACCGUCCACAAGAGCGACCAUGUGCAGGUCUUCGACGGAUCCUCCACCUCCGGUCUCCGCCUGCACUCGGGUAACGGCUUCACGGGUCCAGCCGCGCCCAAACUAACCCUGACCGCCUCCUCCGGCGAGAUGCUCAUCAAGUUCACCUCGGAUGCGCUGCAUAAUGCUGCUGGAUGGUCGGCCACGUUCUCGGCCGACUGCCCGGAGCUGCAGCCCGGAAUUGGAGCCUUGGCCUCCAGUCGCGACACCGCUUUCGGUACGCUGGUCAGCUUUACAUGUCCCAUUGGACAGGAGUUUGCCACCGGCAAGACGCGCCUGGUUACUGAAUGUCUGCGCGGUGGCAACUGGAGUGUCUCCUACAUACCCAAGUGUCAGGAGGUCUACUGCGGUCCUGUGCCACAAAUCGACAACGGUUUCUCCAUCGGCUCCUCGAACGUGACCUACCGCGGCAUCGCCAUGUACCAGUGUUAUGCCGGCUUCGCCUUCGCCUCGAGCGCUCCCAUCGAGAAGAUCUCGUGUCUGCCGGACGGUCGCUGGGAAAGGCAGCCCCACUGCCUGGCCUCCCAGUGCGCCGCCCUCCAGGAAGUGACCCACGCCAAUGUGACGCUGCUCAACGGAGGCGGUCGCAGCUACGGCACCAUCGUCCAGUACGAGUGCGAGCCGGGUUACGAGCGCAACGGCCAUCCGGUGCUGACCUGCAUGUCCAAUGGCACCUGGAGCGGCGACGUGCCCAAGUGCACGCGCAAGCGCUGCUUCGAGUUCCCGGAGAUCGCCAACGGCUUCGUGGUCGACUCGAGCCGAACCUACUUAUUCGGCGACGAAGCCAGAGUGCAGUGCUUCAAGGGCUACAAGCUGAUCGGCAGCAACAUUAUGCGCUGCAGCGAGGCCCAGAGGUUCGAGCAGCCCCCGACCUGCGAGGACAUCAACGAGUGCAGCUCCUCGCAGUGCGACCUGACCACCACCGAGUGCCAGAACACGAACGGCUCGUUCCACUGCCAGUGCCGGUCCGGAUUUACGGCCACCACCGAGUGCAGGCCCGUGGGCGACCUGGGCCUGGGCAACGGCGGCAUCCCCGACGACAGCAUCAGCACCUCGGCCAGUGAGCCGGGCUACAGUAAGACGCAACUACGACUGAACACGAACGGCUGGUGCGGCGGCUCCUCGGAGCCGGGGGCCAACUGGGUGCUGGUGGACCUCAAGGCACCCACCAUCCUUCGCGGCUUCCGCACCAUGUCCGUGCAGCGACCGGACGGCAAUGUGGCCUUCAGCUCGGCGGUGCGUCUGCAGUACACCAACGAUCUGACGGAUGUGUUCAAGGACUACGCCAAUCCCGACGGCACUGCCGUGGAGUUCCGCAUCCUGGAGCCCACGCUCUCCAUCCUGAACCUGCCCCUGCCCAUCGAGGCCCGAUACAUUCGCUUCCGCAUCCAGGACUACGUGGGAGCCCCCUGUCUGCGCAUGGAGCUGAUGGGCUGCACGCGCCUGGACUGCGUGGACAUCAACGAGUGCAGCAGGAACAACGGCGGCUGCGACCAGAAGUGCAUCAACUCCCCGGGAGGAUUCGCCUGUGGCUGCAACACCGGCUACCAGCUGUACAGCUCCAACGGCACCGCCGGCUUCCACAUCGAGCGCUCCGAGUCGGGCGAACGCGAUGGGGACACCUACCAGCGCAACAAGACCUGCGUGCCCCUCAUGUGCCCCGAGCUGGAGGCUCCCGAGAACGGACAACUGCUGAGCGACCGCAACGACUACCACUUCGGCGAUGUGGUGCGUUUCCAGUGCCACUUCGGCUACAUCAUGAGCGGCAGCUCGGCGGCACUGUGUCUGUCCAGUGGUCAGUGGAACGCCAGCGUACCGGAGUGCAAUUAUGCCAAGUGCGUUUCUCUGCCAGAUGACAAGUUGGAGGGUCUGACUGUGGCCCGUCCCGAUCCCGAGUCCGUCCUUGUGCCUUUCCGCGACAAUGUGACCAUCACGUGCGGAUCGGCGGGUCGCCAACUGAGGGCCACCGCCUCCUCCGGCUUCCGGCAGUGCGUGUACGACCCGAAGCCGGGUCUGCCCGACUACUGGCUGUCGGGGAUGCAGCCCUCCUGUCCCAGGGUGGACUGCUACGCACCCAUGCCCACGCCCGGAGCGGAGUACGGCCAGUUCGUGGACACGCGCUACCAGAGCAGCUUCUUCUUCGGCUGCCAGAACACGUUCAAGUUGGCCGGCCAGACGGGUCGCCACGACAAUGUGGUCCGUUGUGGAGCCGAGGGCAUCUGGGACUUCGGCGAUCUCCGCUGCGAGGGACCAGUGUGCGAGGAUCCGGGACGACCGGCCGACGGCCGCCAGAUUGCCCGCAGCUACGAGCAGAGCUCGGAGGUGUACUUCGGCUGCAACCGACCCGGCUAUAUCCUGAUCAACCCAAGGCCCAUCACCUGCAUACGCGAGCCGGAGUGCAAGGUCAUCAAGCCCCUGGGCCUGGGCUCUGGCCGGAUCCCGGACACGGCCAUCAACGCCACCUCGGAGCGGCCCAACUAUGAGGCGAAGAACAUCCGACUGAACUCGGCCACCGGGUGGUGCGGCAAGCAGGAGGCCUUCACCUACGUGAGCGUGGACCUCGGUCAGAUCUACCGGGUCAAGGCCAUCCUGGUCAAGGGAGUGGUGACCAACGACAUCGUGGGCAGGCCCACGGAGAUUCGGUUCUUCUACAAGCAGGCCGAGAGCGAGAACUACGUGGUGUACUUCCCCAACUUCAACCUGACCAUGCGCGACCCGGGCAACUACGGCGAGCUGGCCAUGAUCACGCUGCCCAAGUUCGUGCAGGCGCGCUUCGUGAUCCUGGGCAUCGUCAGCUACAUGGACAACGCCUGUCUGAAGUUCGAGCUGAUGGGCUGCGAGGAGCCGAAGCAGGAGCCCCUGCUGGGCUACGACUACGGCUACUCCCCCUGCGUGGACAACGAGCCGCCGAUCUUCCAGAACUGCCCCCAACAGCCCAUCGUGGUGCGCCGCGAUGAGAACGGCGGUGUGCUGCCGGUGAACUUCACCGAGCCCACUGCCGUGGACAACUCCGGGUCGAUCGCCCGUCUGGAGAUCAAGCCGCAGAACUUCCGCACGCCCAGCUUCAUUUUCAAGGACACCGUGGUGAAGUACGUGGCCUUCGACUACGACGGCAAUGUGGCCAUUUGCGAGAUCAACAUCACGGUGCCGGACGUCACACCGCCCCUGCUGCAGUGCCCCCAGAGCUACGUGAUCGAGCUGGUGGAUCGCCAGGAGAGCUACACGGUCAACUUCAAUGACACGCGGAAGAGGAUCAAGACCUCCGACGACACGGGGGAGGUGAAGCUGCAGUUCAGCCCGGAAAGUGCCACGAUCAGGAUCGGAAACUUUGAGAAUGUGACCGUCACGGCCACGGACAAGUACAACAACCGUGCGGCCUGCCACUUCCAGGUGUCCGUGAAGGCGUCACCCUGCGUGGACUGGGAGCUCCAGCCGCCGGCCAACGGGGCCAUCAACUGCCUGCCCGGCGAUCGCGGGAUCGAGUGCAUCGCCACGUGCAAGCCAGGAUUCCGCUUCACCGACGGCGAGCCCCUGAAGACCUUCUCCUGCGAGACGUCGCGUCUGUGGCGCCCCACCUCCGUGGUGCCCGACUGCGUCUCCGAGAACACGGAGCAGGCCGCCUACCACGUGACCGCCUCCAUCACCUACCGUGCCAACGGAGCCGUGGCCCAAUCCUGCCUGGGACAGUACCAGGACGUGCUCUCCCAGCACUACACUGGGCUGAACCAGCUGCUCUCGCAGCGCUGCUCCGCGGUGAAUGUGAACAUGAACGUGACCUUUGUGAAGUCGGUGCCCAUGUUGCUGGAGGAGAAUGUGGUCAAGAUGGACUUCAUCCUGUCCAUCCUGCCGGCGGUGCGCCAGCCGCAGCUCUACGACCUGUGCGGCUCCACGCUGAACCUGAUCUUCGACCUGAGUGUUCCCUACGCCAGUGCCGUGAUCGACGACCUGCUGAACAUUGCCAACAUCGGCAACCAGUGUCCUCCCCUGCGGGCCCUCAAAUCACAGAUCUCGCGGGGCUUCAACUGCAACGUGGGCGAGGUGCUGAACAUGGACACCAGUGAUGUGCCGCGCUGCCUGCACUGUCCCGCGGGAACCUACGUCUCCGAGGGCCAGAACAGCUGCACCUACUGCCCGAGGGGCUACUACCAGAACCGCGACCGCCAGGGCACCUGUCUGCGCUGCCCCGCCGGAACCUACACCAAGGAGGAGGGAACCAAGUCCCAGGCGGACUGCAUUCCCGUGUGCGGCUACGGAACCUACUCGCCCACUGGACUGGUGCCCUGUCUGGAGUGCCCGCGCAACUCCUUCACCGCCGAACCACCGACGGGCGGGUUCAAGGACUGCCAGGCCUGCGCGGCGCAGACCUUCACCUACCAGCCCGCGGCCUCGAACAAGGACCUGUGUCGCGCCAAGUGCGCCCCCGGAACGUACUCCGCCACUGGACUGGCGCCCUGCUCGCCCUGCCCUCUGCAUCACUACCAGGGAGCCGCCGGCGCACAGAGCUGCAACGAGUGUCCCGGCAACCUGAGGACCGACGCGGCCGCCUCCAAGGGACGCGAGCAGUGCAAGCCGGUGGUGUGCGGCGAGGGGGCCUGCCAGCACGGAGGACUGUGCGUCCCGAUGGGCCACGACAUCCAGUGCUUCUGCCCGGCCGGGUUCUCGGGUCGCCGCUGCGAGCAGGACAUCGACGAGUGCGCCUCGCAGCCCUGCUACAACGGGGGCCAGUGCAAGGACCUGCCCCAGGGCUACCGCUGCGAGUGCCCCGCCGGCUACUCGGGCAUCAACUGCCAGGAGGAGGCCAGCGACUGCGGCAACGACACCUGUCCCGCCCGAGCCAUGUGCAAGAACGAGCCGGGCUUCAAGAACGUGACCUGUCUGUGCCGCAGCGGCUACACCGGCGACCAGUGCGACGUGACCAUCGACCCCUGCACCGCGAACGGCAAUCCCUGUGGCAACGGGGCCAGCUGUCACGCCCUGGAGCAGGGCCGCUACAAGUGCGAGUGUGUGCCCGGGUGGGAGGGCAUCCACUGCGAGCUGAACAUCGACGACUGCGCGGAGAGCCCCUGCCUGCUGGGCGCCAACUGCACCGACCUGGUCAACGACUUCCAGUGCGCCUGUCCGCCGGGCUUCACCGGCAAGCGGUGCGAGCAGAAGAUCGACCUCUGCCUGUCCGAGCCCUGCAAGCACGGCACCUGCGUGGACCGCCUGUUCGACCACGAGUGCGUCUGCCACCCGGGCUGGACGGGAUCGGCCUGCGACAGCAACAUUGACGACUGCGCGCAGCGGCCCUGCGCCAACGAGGGCACCUGCGUGGACCUGGUCGACGGCUUCAGCUGCAACUGCGAGCCCGGCUACACCGGCAAGAACUGCCAGCACACCAUCGACGACUGCGCCUCCAAUCCCUGCCAGCACGGAGCCACCUGCGUGGACCAGCUGGACGGGUUCACCUGCAAGUGCCGCCCCGGCUACGUGGGCCUCUCCUGCGAGGCGGAGAUCGACGAGUGCCUGAGCGACCCCUGCAACCCGGUGGGCACGGAGCGCUGCCUGGACCUGGACAACCGGUUCGAGUGCGUCUGCCGCGACGGCUUCAAGGGACCGCUCUGCGCCACCGACAUCGACGACUGCGAGGCGCAGCCCUGCCUGAACAACGGCCUCUGCCGGGACCGCGUCGGCGGCUUCGAGUGCGGCUGCCAGCCGGGCUGGAGCGGCAUGCGCUGCGAGCAGCAGGUGACCACCUGCGGGGCCCAGGCGCCGUGCCAGAACGACGCCAGCUGCAUCGACCUGUUCCAGGACUACUUCUGCGUGUGCCCCAGCGGCACCGAUGGCAAGAACUGCGAGACCGCCCCGGAGCGCUGCAUCGGAGAUCCGUGCAUGCACGGCGGCAAGUGCCAGGACUUCGGCUCCGGCCUGAACUGCAGCUGCCCAGCGGACUACUCGGGCAUCGGCUGCCAGUACGAGUAUGAUGCCUGCGAGGAGCAGGUCUGCCAGAACGGAGCCACCUGCGUGGACAACGGGGCCGGCUACAGCUGCCAGUGCCCGCCCGGGUACACCGGACACAACUGCGAGCAGGACAUCGUGGACUGCAAGGACAACUCCUGCCCGCCGGGCGCCACCUGCGUGGACCUGACCAACGGCUUCUACUGCCAGUGCCCGUUCAACAUGACCGGCGACGACUGCCGCAAGGCCAUCCAGGUGGACUACGACCUCUACUUCAGCGACCCCUCGCGCUCCACCGCCGCCCAGGUGGUGCCCUUCCCCACGGGCGAGGCCAACAGCCUGACGGUGGCCAUGUGGGUGCAGUUCGCCCAGAAGGACGACCCCGGCAUCUUCUUCACCCUGUACGGCGUGGAGUCGGCCCGCAUGACCCAGCGCCGGCGCAUCCUGCUCCAGGCGCACUCCAGUGGCGUCCAGGUCUCCCUCUUCGAGGACCAGUCCGACGCCUUCCUCAGCUUCGGCGAGUACACCUCCGUGAACGACGGCCAGUGGCACCACGUGGCCGUGGUGUGGGACGGCAUCGCCGGACAACUGCAGCUGAUCACGGAGGGCCUGAUUGCCAGCAAGAUGGAGUACGGAGCGGGUGGCUCGCUGCCCUCGCAUCUCUGGGCAGUGCUGGGUCGCCCGCAGCCCUACGGACUGAGCCACGAACUGGCCUACUCGGACGCCGGGUUCCAGGGCACCGUCACCAAGGCGCAGGUCUGGGCCCGCGCCCUCGACAUCACCUCGGAGAUCCAGAAGCAGGUGCGCGACUGCCGCUCCGAGCCGGUCCUUUACCCCGGCCUCAUCCUCAACUGGGCCGGCUACGAGGUCACCUCCGGCGGAGUGGAGCGCAACGUGCCGUCGCUCUGCGGCCAGCGCAAGUGCCCCGUGGGCUACACGGGCGCCAAUUGCCAGCAGCUGGUGGUCGACAAGGAGCCGCCUGUGGUGGAGCACUGCCCCGGCGACCUGUGGGUGAUUGCCAAGAACGGAUCGGCGGUGGUCACCUGGGACGAGCCGCACUUCAGCGACAACAUCGGCGUGACCAAGAUCUACGAGCGCAACGGACACCGCUCUGGAACCACCUUGCUGUGGGGCACCUACGACAUCACCUACAUCGCCUCCGACGCAUCCGGCAACACGGCCUCCUGCAGCUUCAAGGUUUCCCUGCUGACUGACUUCUGUCCGGCAUUGGCUGAUCCCGUUGGAGGAUCGCAGGUGUGCAAGGAUUGGGGCGCAGGCGGGCAGUUCAAGGUCUGCGAGAUCGCCUGCAAUGCGGGCCUCCGCUUCUCGGAGGAGGUGCCUGAGUUCUACACCUGCGGAGCCGAGGGCUUCUGGCGACCCACUCGGGAACCCUCGAUGCCCCUGGUCUACCCCUCCUGCUCCCCCUCGAAGCCCGCCCAGCGGGUGUUCCGCAUCAAGAUGCUCUUCCCCUCGGACGUGCUGUGCAACAAGGCUGGUCAGGCGGUGCUCCGCCAGAAGGUGACCAACUCGGUGAAUGGUCUGAACAGGGACUGGAACUUCUGCUCGUAUGCCAUCGAAGGAACCAGGGAAUGCAAGGACAUCCAGAUCGACGUGAAGUGCGACCACUACCGAGCUGCCCAGAACAACCGAGUGCGUCGGCAGGCCAAGGACGGCGGAGUCUACGUGAUGGAGGCCGAACUGCCAGUGGUCAACGAGGAGGAUGACGAUCUGACUUUGACGGGUCGCCAGGGACGCCAACAAACUGGCGGCGAUACAUACACCCUGGAGAUAGCCUUCCCGGCUGUAAACGAUCCUGUGGUGCACACGUCGACGGGUGAACGGUCCAGUGUGAAGCAACUGCUGGAGAAGCUGAUCCUCGAGGACGACCAGUUCGCGGUGCAGGAGAUCCUGCCCAACACGGUCCCAGAUCCGGCCUCCCUAGAACUGGGCUCGGAGUACGCCUGUCCCGUGGGCCAGGUGGUCAUGAUACCCGACUGCGUGCCCUGUGCCAUCGGCACCUUCUACGACAGUGCCAACAAGACGUGCCUGGCCUGCGCCCGCGGCACCUACCAGUCGGAGGCCGGCCAGCUGCAGUGCAGCAAGUGCCCGGUCAUCGCCGGUCGCCCGGGAGUCACCGCAGGACCAGGAGCCCGCUCGGCGGCGGACUGCAAGGAGCGGUGCCCGGCCGGCAAGUACUUCGACGCGGAGACGGGCCUGUGCCGCUCCUGCGGCCACGGGUUCUACCAGCCCAACGAGGGCUCCUUCGGCUGCGACCUGUGCGGCCUGGGACAGACGACGCGCUCCACGGAGGCCACCUCGCGCAAGGAGUGCCGCGACGAGUGCAGCUCCGGACAGCAACUGGGGGCCGACGGACGCUGCGAGCCGUGCCCACGGGGCACCUACCGCCUGCAGGGCGUGCAGCCGUCCUGCGCCGCCUGUCCGCUGGGCAGGACCACGCCCAAGGUGGGCGCCAGCUCGGUGGAAGAGUGCACCCUGCCCGUCUGCUCGGCGGGAACGUAUCUGAAUGCCACGCUGAACAUGUGCAUCGAGUGCCGCAAGGGCUUCUACCAGUCGGAGUCGCAGCAGACCGCCUGUCUGCAGUGUCCGCCGAACCACAGCACCAAGAUCACCGGGGCCACCUCCAAGAGCGAGUGCACCAAUCCGUGCGAGCACAUUGCCGAGGGCAAACCGCACUGCGACCUGAACGCCUACUGCAUCAUGGUGCCGGAGACGUCGGACUUCAAGUGCGAGUGCAAGCCGGGCUUCAAUGGCACCGGCAUGGCCUGCACGGAUGUGUGCGAUGGAUUCUGCGAGAACUCGGGUGCCUGUGUCAAGGACCUGAAGGGCACGCCCUCCUGCCGCUGCGUCGGCUCCUUCACAGGACCCCACUGCGCGGAGCGGUCUGAGUUCGCGUACAUCGCCGGCGGAAUUGCCGGAGCGGUGAUCUUCAUCAUCAUCAUCGUCCUGCUCAUCUGGAUGAUCUGCGUGCGCUCGACGAAGCGUAGGGACCCCAAGAAGAUGCUCACGCCGGCGAUCGACCAGACCGGGUCCCAGGUCAACUUCUACUACGGCGCCCACACCCCCUACGCGGAGUCCAUCGCGCCCUCGCACCACAGCACCUAUGCGCACUACUACGACGACGAGGAGGACGGCUGGGAGAUGCCCAACUUCUACAACGAGACGUACAUGAAGGAUGGUCUGCACGGCGGCAAGAUGAGUACAUUGGCCAGGUCCAACGCCUCGCUUUAUGGAACUAAAGAAGACUUAUACGACCGACUGAAACGCCACGCCUACACGGGCAAGAAGGAAAAGAGUGAUAGUGAUAGCGAAGUGCAGUAAACCAACCAGUCGCGAACUAGAAGAGAUAAAUUACAGAUAACAAAGCUGCUUUAAUGUAAAAUGUGGUCAUAAAUAACGAACGGGAUGUAGCAAGCUCACUAUCGCUGUCAGAACAGUGACCACACUGCCCCACAAAUACUCACUGGAGAGCCUUGCAUUGAAUCGACGUAAUAGCCGCGACAUCGUUUUCGAUCCAUCUUCAGUCCCAGUCCCGGAUAUUACGUGGCUUAAUGCAAGGCUUAGAGAGCUGCUUGAAUCGCGAUACGAGACGAUAGAGCUUAAAUUAGUAACUCCCAUAUGUGCUCUUUAGGUAUGCAAACUACAUGAAAUUAAGUCGAACUUAUGCGUAAUAUAAUGAAUAAAAUAUUGUUUUAAUCUUAAGUAUUAUUUACCUAUACAAGAAACUCGAUAAUACCAUGCUCGACACGGUACCAAAUUGCAAGACACACAUAUAGACUUACGAGUAUAUAUAAACAUAGAUUUUUCCAACCAUAUAGAUUGUCCAAGCUUGUUGAACAAAUUCGCGAGUGCUGUAAAAGCAAAUCAAAUAUAGUCGUUAUUUUGUAAUUUAAUAAAAGCAAUUUAAUUAUUAUGUAUGACAAUUAA
Messenger RNA from Drosophila rhopaloa, 11777 nucleotides. RefSeq lists its product as uncharacterized. Lineage: Eukaryota; Metazoa; Arthropoda; Insecta; Diptera; Drosophilidae. Bases 402 to 11171 code for a protein of 3589 amino acids. Gene Ontology annotation, biological process: Notch signaling pathway. The transcript is spliced from 15 exons. Gene Ontology annotation, molecular function: Notch binding; calcium ion binding. The record is from RefSeq and is a predicted model, not a curated record.